AUGGCUUCGGAAACCAAGGCAGACUGGGACGUCCCAGACCCCCUCCCAUUGAACGUCCAGGGAAUCCCACAGCAGGUUCUCACCCGGGAAGAAGUCGAGAUCACCUCCCUGGAUGCCCCCCAGAUAACGGAGGCUAUACAGACCCGCCGCUUCUCAUGCGAGACGGUUGUCCGCGCAUUUCUCCGCCGCGCUGCGUUAGCACAGGAAUUGGUCAACUGCGUGACAGGUCUGCUGCCCGAGUAUGCAAUUGAACGGGCUCGAUACCUGGACUCCCUCCCCCAGCCACUGGGUCCGUUGCACGGUAUCCCCGUUUCCGUAAAGGAACAGUUCGGGUUCGAGGGCAGAGUGACGACCAACUCAUUCGUGGCCUGGCGGGAUAGACCGCAAGGCCCGCCCUGCAGCCUGAAUCGGCGGCUGGAGGAUGCAGGCGCGGUCAUCAUCGCCCGCACGACGCAGCCGCAGACUGCCAUGCAUCUCGAGACGAACAGCAACCUGUACGGCCGUACUUUGAACCCCUGGAACCGCAACUUGACCAGCGGAGGGAGCUCUGGGGGGGAGGGCGCAUUAAUAGUCUUGGGUGGGAGUGCUCUCGGAAUCGGUGGCGACAUUGGCGGCUCGAUCCGUUGCCCAGCAGCAAACUGCGGCGUGUAUGGCUUCAAGCCUACUCCCUUUCGGAUUGGGAAUACGGGGACAAUGGGCACAAUAUCUGGCCAGGAGGGUAUUAUCGGUUGUCUUGGUCCGCUGUCGCCCUCUCUGGCGGGUAUAGAACUGUUCAUGAAGGCCUAUCUAGGCCAGUCACCAUGGAUGGAAGAAAACACACUUGUCCCAGUCCCGUGGAGAGAGAUCAGUCUCCCAUCCAACUUGAAGAUCGCUGUGAUGUGGUCUGACGGGGUUGUCAACCCGCACCCGCCUAUCACUCGGGCAUUGAAGUCAGUGGUCAGCGCCCUGAGAGAUGCCGGGGUCACCGUCGUGGACUGGAAGCCAGAAGGACACGAAGAGGCCUGGGAAAUCACCAGUGCGCUCUAUUUCGAAGACGGCGGCCAGCGAGUGCGUGAGAUCCUGGCUCUCGGCGAUGAGCCCGCCCUACCUUUGACUGAGUGGCUCUUGACGGAAACCAACAUUCGCGCACGCAGUGUCCAGGAGGUUUGGGAGCUCAAAACGAAACGAAAUGCAUAUCGAGCGAUGUAUAACAAUCUCUGGCUGUCCACCGGAAAGGAUGAUGGGCAUGUCGUCGACGCCAUCCUCUGUCCAGUUGGCCCGGGGUGUGCUCCUCCUCACGACCAAGCCAAGUAUUGGGGUUACACCUCCCACUGGAAUCUGCUGGAAUACCCGGCCAUCGCCUUCCCAGUGGCCCGCGUGGAUGCGGAACUGGAUCAAGCAGAUUCCACCUAUUCGCCGAUGAAUGAGAAGGACAGCUUCAACCAUAGCCUGUAUCCGGGGCCAGAAAUGUACAAGGAUGCUCCAGUCUCGCUGCAAUUGGUGACCAGACGCUUCGAAGAUGAGAAGUGUCUUGCUGUGACAAGAUUAAUAGAACAAGCAAUGAAGAAUUAG
Molecule: messenger RNA, 1551 nt
Organism: Penicilliopsis zonata CBS 506.65
Lineage: Eukaryota; Fungi; Ascomycota; Eurotiomycetes; Eurotiales; Aspergillaceae
Exons: 5
Coding region: 1-1551 (516 amino acids)
Source: RefSeq, a predicted model, not a curated record